This is a messenger RNA of Aspergillus eucalypticola CBS 122712, 461 nucleotides long. RefSeq lists its product as uncharacterized. NCBI's taxonomy places the organism in Eukaryota, Fungi, Ascomycota, Eurotiomycetes, Eurotiales, Aspergillaceae. Bases 115 to 381 code for a protein of 88 amino acids. The record is from RefSeq and is a predicted model, not a curated record. The transcript has a single exon.
UCAGGAUCCCUGCCAUGUUGCACGCGGUCAUUAUGCGCGCAUUGCGCGGUGCGAGCAAGGAAGAAAAGGCCUAAUUCAGUGCAAAGAAGCCCAAACGCAUUGUCCCCGGUAGACAUGAAAGUGCACGUCAUGCUCACACAUCACCAACAUCAUUCACCGAUGCGAAAGAUACACACACACACACACACACACACACACCGAGGCACAUGGGGGGAAGAGACAGGAAAAGAAAGCCACACUUACAAUGAAAUCCAUAUCCGUGAAAGUUAUGGUCUAGCAGAAUCCAGCAACCAUAUUAGAGCAUUAUUGCAAUACAUGCUUUCACAGAUAAGAGUCACGGUGACGAUGUGGUGGUGGUUUCGUGGCAAUGACGCAGAAUAACCACCAGCAAGUUGAAGGGAGGAGAGGGAAACCGGGUAUGGCUGGUGCAGAUCCAGACCCAGACGGUAGUAGUGGAAGGU